GUCCUUUACGCUUGCGUCUGACGUAGAGAACGGAAGCGGCGACGUAACGACGUAACGACGUGUCGCCUAAACUUCAGGAAGGUGAAGUGAAAUAAAAUCGUUCCUCAAAUUCGGGCCUGUGGAGGACUUUUAAACCAACAUGGGAGGUUUGACGAGGUUCGGAGAGUUCCUGCUGUGGCUGUUCUUGGUGUACAGGAUGAAAACAGUGACCUGCCAGGUUAAUGUUGUGGGUUUUAUCGGAGACACCGUCCUGCUGCCCUGCUUCUACAGCGACGUCAGCGCUCUGAAAGACCCUUUCUCCGUCUUCUGGAGGGACAAAGACAACAGCAACGUACUGGACAUUAAAGAUAAUGCACCAGACAUUUCGGCACAGGGCGCGAAAUUCAAAAAUCGAGUGUCCAGUUUCCAGGAGCUGUACAAGAAGGGAAACUUCUCCAUCACCGUGAAGAACGUCCAGCAGUCGGACAGCGGCACGUACGAAUGUCACAUCCGGUCUGUGGACUUUGAGCAGAGAGUCUCGCUCAGCGUCUCAGGUAAACGUGUUGUAGCAGCAACUCCUCCUCCUGGACCAGCAGGUGGUGCUGUGGUAACACCAAACUCCCUCCACAUUAUUCUGCUUUCUGUUCCUCUGUCUUUGUUACUUUCUUAUAUUAACUAAGCAGAUGUUAGCACUUAAGAAGUGUGUGGAAACAAAAAGAGUUCUGUCCUAAAACUGCUCAAAUGGAAAAACAUUUGCUUCAAUUUCACGAAUGAAACAACCUUAAAGUCUCAGCUCUCCUUUAAAAAUUAAUCUACGUUUAGUUUAAUGUUGCACCGUUGAAUUCUCAUAGGAGGAAAUGACAAAAAUAAAUUAAUUAAUGACUUCAAAUUAA
This is a messenger RNA of Siniperca chuatsi (mandarin fish), 872 nucleotides long. RefSeq names its product CD276 antigen homolog. The coding region runs from base 140 to 658 and encodes 172 amino acids. Lineage: Eukaryota; Metazoa; Chordata; Actinopteri; Centrarchiformes; Sinipercidae. The transcript is spliced from 4 exons. The record is from RefSeq and is a predicted model, not a curated record. Gene Ontology annotation, biological process: cellular response to lipopolysaccharide; cell surface receptor signaling pathway; positive regulation of T cell proliferation. Gene Ontology annotation, cellular component: external side of plasma membrane.